AUGUUGGGAUGUUGUGUGGCUCCACCCCAGGCCGUGCAGGGCAUCCUGUGCUUGGUGCUGGGCUCCACCUACAACAUCAACAAGCCCAAGGAGCAACGCAAGGCCAACGCGUGGAACAAUGUAGUGCUGGCUCUCAACGUGCUCAUCACGGGCGUCAACGUGGUGCUGAGCGCCUUCGACAUGCGCUCCAGUGACAUGCUACGCGCCCCGCCCCCGGCCGCAGUACGAGCCGCCGCGCUGCCGGCGGCUGCACAGCCCGCC
Molecule: messenger RNA, 261 nt
Organism: Gryllus bimaculatus (two-spotted cricket)
Lineage: Eukaryota; Metazoa; Arthropoda; Insecta; Orthoptera; Gryllidae
Source: the annotation of a GenBank genome assembly